AUGAAGAGAGACGCCAGGGGUAAUCCAAUUGCCACAGUGCAUCGGUGGAGCCGACCGCCGUUAUCAUGUCAAGCUUGUCGUGAGAAGAAGCGUCGGUGUGAUCGCGCCCAGCCGUGCUCAAAUUGUGUGCUCAGAAAUAUCCCAUGUGAAUACUCUGGACAGAGUCCGGACGGUUUGAGUGGCCCAGAGUCCUCCCAAGGUCCCAUUUCAACUACAACCAGCCAUGUUGCUGCAAUGAGGCCCACAAACUGGUCCGAGCCAACUCCGAACAAUUCCGAUGAGAUGUUAUAUCGAAUAAGAAGAUUAGAAGCGGCCUUUCUUGGAAAUUCCAAUCAGCAUCAAGGGCCUGAAGUAAAGCCCCAGGGUAUUUUCCCAACUUCGAAUCCAUCUUCAGAUCAGACUACUGUCUCUCAUUAUGUCACCCCGUUCAGUGCUCAUCAUAUGUCCUCAAAUGAAAGGGUAUCGGAUUCGCCAGGCAUCAUUGAAAUUGCAAGGCAGCUUCCACCCUUACGACAGGCCAAGGAGCUGUUCAAUCAUUUUGCAGUCACUCUCCAGCCCACCUAUGGAGUUCUUCAUGUCCCUUCAUCCCGCCUUAUGAUGGAAAAGGUGUAUGAAUGCAUUGUCGAGGGUGAGGUACCACAGGCAGCGGACUUAAUGCUCCUCUUUAGCAUCUUUGCAGGUGCCGCUUUGGCCUGGACACCGACACUUUUGGAGACGUUGAACGCAACAAUCGAGGGGGCACAAGCGGCCUUGACAGCAUAUAGCCGGCUCGCCUUCGUCAUCCUGGAUCAUCCUUCGCGGAUCAUACAGCCAUCGACGACCGCCCUUAUAGCCAUGGGUACCCUGGGCCAUAUAAUCAUGAAUACAGAUGGCUUUCCGUCCCGUGUUCAGAUUCUUCGGCAUUAUUGUUUACUUAUGUCGAGGGAAUUAAAAAUACAUCGAUUGGAUACAGCGAAAGCCCGCGAGGAACGAAGACUGAAAGGAUGCGACAUGAUUGAUGUCGAGGUUCAACGACGGGCGUGGUGGAAUAUGGUAGCAUCCGACUGGCUUAUGUCGUUCUGUGGAGGUCCUCAAGAAGGCGCAUAUAUUUUUCAACCCAAACAUAUGAACGUGAAUUUACCCAGCAACACGGACGAUGAAUUUGUUACGAGUGCUGGAAUCCAGCAAGAGUUUCCAAUGUCUGUACCCACGUCGAUGUCUGCUUUCAUUACUCGAGUUCAGGGCGCAGAUCUCUGUCGUCAAGUGAUCGAUGCUCUCCCGUCUAUUCUACUCGACUCUCAAGAACCAGACUAUAGCACCAUCCUGGGGCUAGAUACUAAGAUCCAUGAUCAUAUCGCCAGCCUUCCUGUUUAUUUCCAGCUGGACCCAGAAAGUAUCGAGCAGAGUCGACAAACAUGCAAAGAGCGACCUUAUAUUGCUUGGCAGCGGAUCACCGUUCAUUUCAGCAUCCACACCCGACUUUGUCGAUUGCACCGACCCUAUCAUCUAGAAGGUAUAACGAACCCCAAAUAUGCUUACUCACACAUGGCUUGCAUCCGUUCCGCGCAUAAAGUCUUAGAACUUCGGCGCGCGAUGGACGAGGUGGCUCCAGAAGUAGGGCUGAAAGCCGCCCGGUUCUGGACCGUCAUGCAUCAUGUCUUCUUUGCCGCUCUGAUCCUGGCGAUAGAUGUAUCAUUCAAUCCCUCUGCAUCCGAUGCUGAGGCUCGGAAAGCUCAAGUGAUGAAUGCGUACGAAACGUUGGAACAAUCCAAGCGAGAGUCCAAUAACCUGAUGGAGGGCAUUCAAAAAAACCUACAGACCUUGAUGUCGACAUUGCAUAAAGAACGGUCGCAGACAUCUAGCAUACCCAAGAAUGCUGCCGCCCGCGAGGGACUUGUCGCCACAGGUUUCUCAACGGGGAACCGAUCGGCAAAGGAGGCGGAGCCUGUGAAUGCCCCUGAGAGUACCUUCUCUGCACCGCCAUCUUUGAUCGCUGCUGAUGGUGGUAGCCUUCUCAAUGAUCUAGGGAAAGAUGAUUGGGAGAGACUUUGGACCGAUUUUGUGGCUGUGGCUCCUGAUUUAGAUGUACUCCAGUGGAACGCUUUGUUAGAGGAUGUGGAUUUUACUUCCCACUUGGAGAUAUUCUAG
Penicillium odoratum is the source of this 2127-nucleotide messenger RNA. RefSeq lists its product as uncharacterized. The transcript has 4 exons. Gene Ontology annotation, biological process: regulation of DNA-templated transcription. Lineage: Eukaryota; Fungi; Ascomycota; Eurotiomycetes; Eurotiales; Aspergillaceae. The coding region runs from base 1 to 2127 and encodes 708 amino acids. Gene Ontology annotation, molecular function: zinc ion binding; DNA-binding transcription factor activity, RNA polymerase II-specific. The record is from RefSeq and is a predicted model, not a curated record.